CUCUACACACACUCUCUCUCUUUUUGCUAAAGCCAAUCUUUUGCCCUCCCCCCUUUUUUUUUGUAUCUUUCUAAUGUCAACCAUACAAGACACAGACAAAUAUAUAGAUUACGACACUUUUCUAGCUGAAGACUUUGACCCGAAUAAAUAUACCACUUCCAUCAUCACCGAAGCAGAAAUUUCAAGUGAUGCUAUCGAUGUUCAUACCGAGUUAUCCAAACUGGCUUUUAGCAUUGAUAUUGUCAACAAACAAAUUCAAGAGCAGGUGGUUGCCAACUAUGAAGCAUUAUUAAGCCAAGUGACAGGUAUCAAGGAAUUAGAGACUGUAUUAAACACUGUACAGUUAAACAUUCAUGGAUUAAACCAAUCCUUACAAGCUCUGGCACACAAAAUUCGAGAUCCAUACAACCAACUCGUCAUGUACGCCACUCAAUUAGAAAAUAUGCAAAUCACUUGUGAAUUAUUACGCAAACUCCAUCGAUUUAUCCUUCUUAAACGUCGUCUCGAAAUUCAAUUAUCCCAAAGUCAUGAUCGCGAUAUAUCCACCGCUGCACUCACCCUUUACGAACUCGAAUCCAUCCUAUCCGAAUCAGAUUUUGAAGGCAUCGAUAUCGUCACUUGCGAAUUAACCUUUAUACAACGCUCAAGGGAUCAUGUACAGGAAGAAGCCCUCGUCCUUUUGCUUGAAGGAAUCGAGUCUCAGAACCAGGCCAAGAUGGCCGCUGGUUUACAAGUUUUUUACAAUCUCAAACAAAUGGGCAGUCGCGUGGCAGAGAUCACCCAACAACGCUUAAACAACUUGAUCGAUGAAAUCAAACGCGUCGUGGAUAUGCAGUCACUCCAAAAGGAACUAGCCAACACGGCCUCGUCCAAUGUUCGAAGACUGAAUGAGCCUCCCAUCGGAAACAACCAAAAACAAUGGGCUGCUGCUAUUUGGACCCGUAUGGAAUCCUUAAUGAAGAACAUGAGUGAUCACUGUAUCAAGGUCUAUAGUCUAGAAAAAGUACUCGAGCUCAAAAAAGAUCCCUUGACCCAUGUAUCCUUUCUUGAAGAAGUAGCCAAGUCAUUGGAUGCGACGAGUCUUGUAAGUUAUUUCUGGAGAGUCCUUUCAGCCAACUUUGAAAAGGAGCUAAAGGACGCGACUAAAAUCUCGACUUUUCUUCAAUCCACAUUGGUAGGAGAUUACCCUAAAUUACUUAAACUUUUGCAUGAUUUCUUUGCUCGUGUCGCUAUGCAUAAUGGUACCUCAUUGUCCGACUAUUCUCAAACUCCCGAAUACGUCAUUAUGCUUCGAAGCUUUCAAACCUUUCAAUCCAGCUUUCUUUCUAAAUCUUUACAACGUAUGUACGACGCUGUCAAUUCCACUUUUCCAACUUAUGGUGGUCUUGCAAGAACACCACCCGGUAGAAACAAUGUUUCCAAUAUCACACGUAUCAUUGGCCAUGAAUUGGAAACAGCCUCCUUUGAACCCAAUUUAUCUCUGGCCGUCGCAAAGAACACGGUGAAAACAUUAAGCAUGUUUUGUGUCAAGUGUGAAAAUUUGCUUCCUACAAAUGAACAGCCCGUGUACUCGAAUACAUCAAGUACUGUCAAUUAUCUUAAUAUGAAUAUCGAAAUUGCCAAUAUCUUGUAUUAUAUGCAUCAAUCCAUUUGGAAAAUCUUGGAAGAAUAUCCUGAAAAAACCGUCGACAUUGUCAAAAAAGGCGUGGAUGACUGUCAUGCUCUCAUGAUGCGCAUUGGUCAACACCUGGUAGAGUCCAUCGAAAAGGACGUCACCUCUGUCCUCCUCAAAAUUCACUCGGAAGACUUUUCGGGUAAAAUCAGACGUAAUUUCGACCCUGAAGACGAUUCUAGCAGUUACAUGAAAGAAUUGGCUAAACAUGUACGUUAUUAUCAUACAACCAUCCUUCAGAAUCUUUCCUGUGGCGCUGAACCUAAAAGUUGGGCUAAACAAAUUAGUAAACAUAUAUUACACGUCUUUAUAUUUCAAGCAAGUUUGGUACGUCCCUUGAGUGAAGCAGGCAAAUUAAAAUUGGCAGGUGAUAUGGCCGAACUCGAAUUUACAAUCAGUCAAUUUAUGAGCGAAUACGGGGCUCGCAUUGAAGAAGUAGGAGAUGAAUACAGAGCUUUAAGAGCCUUUAGACCGUUACUAUUUCUGGAUUCUGCACAAUUAACCGCAGCUCAUCAUACGUCUGGUAUAUCCAAUCUAAUUCUCGUUCAUCAUCUCAUUGUUCGCUCUCAACAACAACAAGGCAAAUCUUUACAGUUGCCAAAUACCGUAUAUGACCUAUCCAGAGAGGAAUACAUGAAAUGGAUGGAUUCUAUCCGUAACCAACAUGAAUCUGUCCAAUUAGCAUUGGACGCCAUUACAAAAGGAAGUAAAUUAACCCAAUUUCAACUUGAGGAAAUUCCUGAAUAUAAAUUAAUCCUGCAAAUUGCCUCAGAGGAAUAAAGAUAAAUUAUAGGAGACGUCAAGGG
Molecule: messenger RNA, 2478 nt
Organism: Mucor mucedo
Lineage: Eukaryota; Fungi; Mucoromycota; Mucoromycetes; Mucorales; Mucoraceae
Product: Golgi transport complex subunit 5-domain-containing protein
Exons: 9
Coding region: 74-2452 (792 amino acids)
Biological process (GO): intra-Golgi vesicle-mediated transport
Cellular component (GO): COG complex
Source: RefSeq, a predicted model, not a curated record